This is a messenger RNA of Pecten maximus, 4731 nucleotides long. RefSeq names its product dynein assembly factor 1, axonemal-like. The record is from RefSeq and is a predicted model, not a curated record. The transcript is spliced from 15 exons. The coding region runs from base 132 to 1784 and encodes 550 amino acids. Gene Ontology annotation, molecular function: protein binding. Lineage: Eukaryota; Metazoa; Mollusca; Bivalvia; Pectinida; Pectinidae.
CGACGCCAUUGUUGUUUACAAGCGGCGUGAAAGCACAUGCCACUGUCAGUCGAUCAGUCAAAACGUGUUGAGACACAGGACUAGGAACCAGACUGGGACUUUAAGUUGUGACACCAUUUCCAAGACUCAUCAUGCCUUUGAUUGAAGAGAUAACUGAAGAUGAGCCGGUUUUAGUUGAGAAACCAAAACGAGUUCAGAUUGAAGUUGUAGAAAAGGGGUCUUCAGAUGUGGUGGGACCACCACUGGUAGAGAACCAAAAUGGAGACCAACAGAAUGGAAAGGAGUCCGAUGAGGAUGCUGAUGAAAAAGACAAGGAAGAUGAAAAUGAAGGUCACAAGGAAGAUACCGGAGAUGGAGAUAAGACAAAGGAUGAGAAGACAGUCAGCCAAGACGAUCCAUCAAAAACUAAAACCAAGAAUGACUGGCCAAGAUUGACUAAGGCGUUUUUGAAGCAGCAUUGUAAGGAUUUGAAGCUGUAUCUCACCCCAGCUUUAAAUGAUGUUUUAUACCUUCACUACAAAGGUAUCUUUGAGAUUGAGGCUCUUGAGGAGUACACAGGCCUCAAGUGUCUAUGGUUGGAAGUAAAUGGGAUCAAGAAGAUUCAGAAUCUGGAGAACCAGGUGAAUUUGCGCUGUCUGUUCCUCCAACAGAACCUGAUAGACCGUCUGGAGAACCUGGAGCCACUUCACCAACUAGAUACCUUAAACGUCAGUCACAAUGUCAUCCGCAAGAUACAGAACCUUGCAUGUCUGCCUGUCCUCAACACUCUGAAUAUAUCCCACAACAAACUGAGCUCCGUCGAGUCCCUGGAACACUUGACCGAGUGUGAAAGUCUCAGUGUCCUCGAUCUGUCCCACAAUUCCAUUGAAGACCCUGCUGCUAUCAACGUCUUUGAGAAAAUGAAGUCCCUGAAAGUUUUGAACUUGAUGGGAAAUGGAAUUAUCAGGAACAUCAAGAACUACAGAAAGACCUGCAUUGUUAAAAUGAAAAACCUGACCUAUUUGGAUGACCGACCAGUUUUCCCCAAAGACAGAGCUUGUGCGGAGGCAUGGGACAGAGGUGGUGUGGAGGCUGAGCGUGAGGAGAGGGAGAUGUGGAUAAACAGGGAUAGAAAGAAGAUCAAAGACAGUGUUGAUGCCAUGUUGGGUAUGCGUAAGCGAGGGGAAGCCAAACGAAUCCAGAGGGAACGUGAUGCAGCUGGGCUGGAAGGAAAGGUGGAUGUAGACAGUGUUGAUUGGCUGACAGGCACCUACAGACUAGAGGGCAGCACUGAGGUGUUACGACAGAAGGAGGAAGAUGAUGAAGAAGGUGAAAAAGAAGACGACGAAGGCGAUAAGGAGGAAGAUGAUGAUAAUGAUGGAGAAAUCCCAGUAAUAUGUGGAAAACCUCCGAUGUCAGAAACAGGGAUCUUCUCUACUGAAAAAUCCAAGUCUGAUGGCGGAAGUACACGUCUUUUUAUCACAGAGGAUAAAGGUGACUCAGACAAGGAUGAAGACGAUGAGGAUGUACCUGACCUGGAGGAUGUGGAUGUAGAGGAACAGUUAGUCCCCCAGGAGACCAAGAAAACAUACAAGCCAAAGAUAGAAAUGAUGAAUGAUGAUGAUGAGGACACAAACAAAGAUGGAGGUUCUACAAGAUUAUUGAUAGAGGAAGUUCCUACACGAGCUCCACAGACAGAUACACAAACAGACAGCAGGGUCUACACGAUUGUUGAUAGAGGAAGUUCCUACACGAGCUCCACAGACAGAUACACAAACAGACAGCAGGGUCUACACGAUUGUUAAUAGAAGAAGUUCCCUCCACAACACAGACAAGCACUGGAUCCAGUAACAUGUCAUAUGAAGCCACACAAGAUAUACAUUCACAGGAACUCCUCGGCAACCUCAGGAAAAUGGACGGCACCGGAGUCAAAAAGAUGGGAACUAUUCAGUUCACAGAGGAAGAGAAGGAAGCUAUGAGUAAAAAGACCAAGGAGGAGAAAAUUAAUGACUUAGCUACAAAUGUUGGUUCCACGGACAGUAAAUCAGAUGUCAUCGACAAACUUCUGUGGAAUGAUUCAGAACUUGAUUGAUAUUUAUAGUCAUCAAGUAAAGUCUCAUUGUCCAAGGUAGACAACUCCUUGAUCUGUAAUGGACUACAGAUUUGAUAAUCCUUUAGGUUAAACAUGUUGAAUAUCAGAUAUUCAGAUAUCGUCUGGAUAAAUGUGGUCACAUUAUCAACAUGUUAGAAUUCCAAGCCACUGGAGUAAGAAGAUUUACGAUACAACUUCAAUGUGGUAUUACUGAAUUCCUGCUGGAGAUUCUGUUAUAUGUUGACUUCAGUUUUACAAGUCAUGCCAGAAGAUGCAUGAAAAUUCUCAACUUUUUAAUAGGAUCAGUAUAUUUCAGUAAGAUACAGUUAAUGAUUAAAAAUCCAUACAUCAAGCUUUUAUAGCAGAACUGGGAUGAGAUGAUGCUCAUCAGAAAACAUGUGACACAAUUUUUUUCCAUGUUUAUUGUUUAAGAUAUAUAAUAUGUAUACAAUUACCAGGUACAUGUUAGCUGUUGUUUUGUAGUGUAACUGCUCCAAACUAGAUUUAUGUUCAUGUCAUCACAAGAUAUGUCUGUAUUUUAUCUUAGAAUCAAAGUAUAGUGAGCCAGUUUUAUUUUUUGAAACCAUAAUUCAAAUAUGAUAUACAAUGUAUAUUUACUGUAAUGAUGAUUUUUAACUGUGAAAAUGCUGAAGUUGCAUGAAAUAUUGGCAUGCUGUCUCUGAACUGCUGAUGUUUAUAAAUUCCUAAUAGAUGUAAUAAUGUGUUGAUGAGUUAAAUGAGCUGAUGUGGAUUGAGGAAAGUCGUCAGUAGAUCAAGUACUCGGGUAUAUCCAGAUUUCUAUCAACCUAUUUAUACAUAAAUAUUGUUUUAGUUGAGUAUUAAACUUUCACUAAAAACGUUAUUGACAUGAAAAAAAAUAGAUAGAAAUAAUUCAAAAUUAUUCAACAAACAUGUAUUUGUCAAGCUGAUUUUGAACUUCUUUUUUUAAUUGUUUCAUGAAAGCAUAAUUCAUUUUGAUCUGUAAUGAGCCAUUACAUCAACAAUUCUGUGUUCAAAGUUUUUUUUGAAGUAUCUUGAAAAAUCCUGCAAUUGAUUUAAGUCAAAAUUUAGUGAUAUAUUUUGUUUAAAUUUUUAGAUGAAAUAUAUGCUAGUCCUUCUUAUAUGGUACUGGUAUGGAAGCUGUGGUGUGAGAUCCGUGGGAGUCGAGGAUGUGUGCAAUGGUUGGCUGUACUGUAGCGUUAAUUAUGUACCAAGUAUUUAUCAUUAAUUAGUGACAGAAUUGAUGUUAUGAAACUCCUAUAUUGUACAUACUGUUACCGAUAGCAGUUACCAUAUAUAAAACCCUCGGCAAGGGUCGACACCAAUCGCUAUCCAGAGUUAUCUUUAAUUACUGUUAGUGAGUGUAAGGAAAGACAACUCUGGGUGUAGAUUGAGAUUAACACUGUUGGUCAUCUAAUCAAAGACUGAACAGUGAUCCAGAGACCUUGUUAUUGUGGUGUGAUAUCACUUAAUAUCAAAUCAUCUUGUACAGCAAGUAAAAUGAAACUGGUUGAAAUUAUGGAUAAGAAGGCAUAUGUAGCAGAACUGGACUGCUGGGCUCAACUCAAAUAGUUAGAGCAUUCAUCAAGAAUUUGGAGGUAACCGCUUCAAGUCCAGGUCUGGUCGCUGCAUUUUUCCUCUCCUGUUAAAUAUAAACCACCAUGAUGUAUAGUACUCCAACAAUGUUAGAGGUUUUACACGGCGAGAUACUUUUGACAGGCGCCGUGUCGCAGUCGGCAAAAUAAUAUCCGAUAGAAAAAGAGCCGGCCAGCGGCCUCUUAUGUUAUAGGAGUAAAUGUAUAGUUAAUCGACACAACACAUUCCGUCCACCCAAGUCUUUGUACAGAGAUACUUGUUAUACAGGUAUUGUUUGUCCUAUUUAUGAUAUACAUAUAUAUAUAUAUGUAUGAAAAAUCUAUAUGUUUUGCAGUGAAAAAACUUUCAUAAUAUCUUGAGUAUAAUGACCAUUGUCCAUUGUAAAGUCAGAAUCAUAACACGACACAUUAUGCUUAGAUUCCAUCCACUCUUUGAAAAUAGGUUGUACAUCAAACAUUUUCGGUUUACAAUAUAUAAACAUUCCAUCCUUAACUAUGCAUAUUCUUCUUGGUUUAAAAUGUAUGAUCAGUCAAUCCAUACAUUGACAAAUUUAUGAACAAUCUAUCCAUAUCUCGGCUGGUUUAAAUGUCCUAUUUGGUAAUUUUAUGAACAUUUCACCCACACUUCGGCGGGUUGUAAAUAUCCUACAUGGUUUACAAUGUAUAAAUAUUCCGUCCUUACUGUGUUGUAUACAUUGUAUUAUUCUAGCCACAUAUUUAUCAUACAUUCAAGUCCCAAUACUGUUUUACUGGUUUCAUUUUGAAUUUUUUAUAUGCAUUCAUUACAUGAUUAAAAUUGAAUCACAAUAUGUGAUGGUCAUAGUUUUACUGCUGGGAUUGCACUUCAUAAACUUAUCGCUUUCAUCCUUACAAUCCAAGAAAAUCUGUAUUUACUGUAGUACAUUAAGAGUUUGGUGCAGAUUUUAUGUUAAAUGUUGCUGAAUGUUCAAUUAUUGACCAGUAUUGUAUAGGUCUAACUUAAGACUGAUUUGAAAAUUUGUUGUAUUCAUUAUAUUUAUAUGAAAUCUUUAUUGAAAGGAAUUUAAUAAAUUUGGUUUAAAACAA